Messenger RNA from Paramecium primaurelia, 431 nucleotides. The record is from the annotation of a GenBank genome assembly. NCBI's taxonomy places the organism in Eukaryota, Ciliophora, Oligohymenophorea, Peniculida, Parameciidae.
AUGUAAUAACCUCUUGAAGAUAAUAUAGAUUAAUUUAUACUUGGCUUCAAUAAUCAAACAAACAACUCAAUAAUUUAGCCAAACAUCAAUCAAGAAUAGCUCUUAGCUUAGAAUGCUAGACUAUUAUAACAAUUACAUGAAUAAUAAAAGAUGCUUAAUUUAUAAAAUCUUUUCACUUAAAACAUGCUCUAAACUUCAUAUCUUAAUUAGUAAUUCAUACCUAAUAGCAAAAAGAUUAAGAAAGCUAAAUCUACAUUAUAACAUAUUUAAUCUAAUGCUAGUUUAAGAGACUAACAACCUUAAAUUUAGGAAAUUAAAGGAAAUGUUAAAAAUGCUUAUAUAAAGAAAAUAACAUCAUUAUUAAGUGUUAAAGGAGAUAAUUUGUUUGAUGAAGAAUUACAAGAGGAUUUAUAAGAAGAUAGUUCUUCUGA